This is a messenger RNA of Arabidopsis arenosa, 1188 nucleotides long. Lineage: Eukaryota; Viridiplantae; Streptophyta; Magnoliopsida; Brassicales; Brassicaceae. The record is from the annotation of a GenBank genome assembly.
AUUUUAUGGGUUUUUAAUAUAAAGGAAAAUGACUAAUAUAUUUAUUUCAUUUUUCUUCAAUUUUGAUUUUCCCUAUACUUAACACACAUAUAUAGUUGGCCCUCCAACAAAUAAAGAAAUCAUGAGCUGAUUCAAGUGAGAAAAGAGAAGUCUCUCCAAGAUUAAGAAGACGGCUCAAUGAGUGUAAAAAGCAGUCUCUCAAGCUUCCUCAAGAUCUUAUCUUCUUACAACUCCAAUGUCCUUUUAGCUGCUCUCGUCUUCCUUCUCUUAGUCGUCCUCUUCGUCUUACUUCUCCAUUUCUACGCUCGCUUUUUCUGGUCUCCUUCUCAUCAAGAUUUCUUCGCCGCCGCUAGACACCGCCGGAGAAGACGACGAAACCGGAGAAGAACAAUGACUACAACAAGAAUCAUACCUUCUCUCCCACUAGGAGGUUUCGAUGGUGGAGUUAAUGCUCCUGCUACUGCUGCAACAAGCGAUGACAAAGGUUUGGAUUCUUCAGUGAUUUCUUCAAUUCCUCUGUUUGUUUACGAAGAAGACGAGGAAGAGGAAGAAGAAGAAGAAGAGUGUGUGAUAUGUUUGGGUUUGUGGGAAGCUGGAGAUUUUGGAAGAAAGUUGAGAAAUUGUGGACAUGGGUUUCACGUAGAGUGUAUUGAUAUGUGGUUGUCUUCUCAUUCCACGUGUCCUCUUUGUCGAUCCCCUGUUCUCGCCGCCUCCGUUGAAGAAAACCUUAAGCCGGCCGUUAACGCCGUCGAAGAAGCAGCAGAGGUUAGAUUGCAAAUUUUUCCAACCGGAGAAGAUGAGAACAACAGUGAUCGGAGGGUUUCAAUGUCUCUUGCUGUAAUGGAAGAUGAUCUCAAAACAGGGGAUGAUGACGGAGAAGAAGAGGUUAGAAUUGAAGUGUUUGAUGAUGAGGAGAUCAACGGUGGAGGAUCAAGAAGUGAUCGGAGAAGAUCAAUGUCAAUGACUUCAUCAACAUCAAGUUCGUUGAUGAAGAUGUUAAGUAGUAGUAGUAGAUCGGAGCGUAACAAAGUACUGUUCCCGACGGCGAGGCAAGAUUCGUCUAAGUAGAAAUAUUUUAUAAUUUAUAGAUAAUAUAAAAAAUGUUGUUGUGAAUUGUGAACAAUUUUGGAAAUGGAAUAUGAAUAACCAAAAGCCUCGUUGGGGUAAAAAUGAAAGAUGUAUUGUAUA